GGCCCCCCUACUCCCGGUUGUGGCGGUGUUUCGGGAUCAGCCUCUCAUAGGAGACUGCACUUUUCACUCCCGAGGGCGAUGCGCUCCGGUGCAGCCGUCAGGGCCGGCCGGAAAGUCUGCAGGUGCCUGUUGUCUGGGUAUAGUCGAGUAGAUGGGGGGCAGCCGGAGCAGUUGACGGGAGGGAGCGGCUCCUUCGUAGGGCCCUUGAGGUCGCACGCGGAGCUGCCCCCGGUGAGCGAGCCGAGAGAAGGCCCCGAGUCUGGCGGCGAGGAGAGCGAGGCGCUGGUAGAGAUCUGUCAGAAAAGGCGUUUCCUCAGUGGCACCAAGCGACAGCUUAGUCGAGAUUCUCUUCUGAGCGGGUGCCACCCCGGCCUUGGCCCCUUGGGCAUAGAGUUGCGGAAGAACCUGGCGGCGGAAUGGUGGUCCUCGGUGGUGGUGUUCAGGGAGCAGGUCUUCCCGGUAGACGCCCUCCACCGUGAACCAGGCCCUUCGCUGCCCGGGGACAGUGCCUUCAGGUUAGUUUCUGCAGAAACGCUACGCGAAAUCUUGCAAGACAAAGAGCUGAGUAAGGAACAGCUAGGAGCAUUUCUUGAGAACUUACUGAAAACUUCUGGGAAACUACGGGAGAACCUUCUUCACGGUGCCUUGCAGCACUAUGUUAAUUACCUGGAUCUGAUAAACAAGAGGCUACCUUUUGGCCUUGCUCAGAUUGGAGUGUGUUUUCAUCCUGUUUCUGAUACUAAGCAGACACCUGAUGGUGUUAAAAGAAUUGGUGAAAAGACUGAAGCUUCACUGGUAUGGUUUACUUCAGCAAGAACUGCGAGCCAGUGGCUUGAUUUCUGGUUACGUCAUCGACUCCUGUGGUGGAGAAAGUUUGCUGUGAGUCCAUCUAACUUCAGCAGCAGUGAUUGUCAGGAUGAAGCGGGCCAAAAAGGAAACAAACUUUACUACAAUUUUCCGUGGGGAAAGGAGCCAAUAGAAACCCUGUGGAAUCUAGGAGAUCAUGAACUUUUACACAUGUAUCCUGAAAAUGUAGCUCAAUUACACGGCAGAGAUGGACGGAAAAAUGUGGUUCCUUCUGUUUUAUCCAUAAAUGGAGAUCUAGACCGAGGCAUGCUGGCAUAUCUCUACGAUUCUUUCCAGCUAACAGAGAACUCCUUUACAAGAAGGAAAGAUCUUCAUAGAAAGGUGCUUAAACUUCACCCUUGUUUAGCCCCUAUUAAGGUUGCUUUGGAUGUGGGAAGAGGCCCAACAGUGGAACUAAGACAGGUUUGUCAAGGGCUAUUUAAUGAAUUAUUAGAAAAUGGAAUAUCUGUGUGGCCUGGUUAUUUGGAAACUGUGCCAUCCUCAUUGGAACAACUUUAUUCAAAAUAUGAUGAAAUGAGUAUCCUCUUCACAGUGUUGAUUACUGAAGCUACUUUGGAGAACGGAUUAAUACAUCUGAGAAGUAGAGACACCACAAUGAAGGAAAUGAUGCAUAUAUCCAAAGGGCCUCAGCCUUCACAGGAAGAUUGUAUUCCUGGUCUCAGAUCAGCUGACUGCACUAACUGGCAACAUGGAAUGUCUAUACUGCAGUUGAGACGGUUCCAGUGGGGUCAAGCGCCAGUUGCCCACAGCAAUGCCCAGCUCAACCUUAUACCUCAUUCUGGCUUUUCCUCCAGUCCCUCACGCCUGUUCCCUAGUGUCCCUUCUGUUGCACACAAGGCCUUUUCUCAGGCUCUGCUUUCCAGGCUAGCUCAGGAUAAGACUAUCAGAAGGCCCUAGAAAGCAGCCCUGGGAAACGGAAUUCCUCCCAGGAUGAAUGGCAAUAAGGACUCUGUUGCCGGUGGUAAGGGGAGUGGAGAUAAUCCUUACAUGCCAUAGCUUCACAAUUACUAAGACUUUCCCCUGCAGCGGGGAAGGGAGCAGAGGUAGAUAAUGAAGCACUAGGUUAUGCAAUAGUUCUAGCAUUUGAAAGGCAUGAGGCAAUAGUAAUUAUAUGGAUUGUGGAGUUGGUUGGCUUCUACUAACUGCUUUAGAAGCUUUGCAAGAGAAAAUGAGAGGCUGUCAAUUCAGGGCAUGCUGUGAAACCCAGGGGCAUUCUGGACUUUGAGACCUCAGAAGGUCUUAAUAGGGGACUUCCCUGGUGGUCCAGUGGGUAAGACUCCACACUCCCAAUGCAGGGGGCCUGGGCUCGAUCCCUGGUUGGGGAACUAGAUCCUGCAUGCAUGCCACAACGAAGAAGCAACUAAGACCCAGUGCAGCCUGCAUACAUACAUACAUACAUACAUACAUUAAAAAAUAAGGUCUUAAUAGGAUCAAAUCCAGUUACUGGUAUGCUUAUUAAUUUGCUAGCCCCUCCCCACCCCUUUCCUUCUCUAUUUCACUCUCCCUGGGCCCUCAUAUAAACAACCUGCACCAAGUCCUUGCCUCAGGCUCUGCUUCAUGAUUAAGACACGAAGAAGCUAACGGUGGCCAAGUCACUAAGUUUAUAACCUCAAAGACUUAAUGAUUUCUAAGGGGAGCAGCCAAUUAGUAUGACUCAAGCUAAGCAUGAUCAUACUAUGAAUAGCUAGUCAUUUUUUUAGUUCUUACUUUGUGCCCAGCCCUGUUCCAAACCUUUUACAUCCAUUACCUGAGUUAAUUCUCACAGCAGCUCCAUGAUGUAGGUAUUAUUUCUCUCUCUCCCCCUCCUCUCCCCCACCCUCUCAAAUGAGGAAACUGAAGCCCAGAGAGUUUAUGUAACUUACCCAGAGUCACACAAUUAGCACAGGACUGAACCUGGAUUCAGCUCAGUCUGACUCCACAGCCCCCACACUCUUAGCCUCUGUGAUAUACCGAUUUCUUCCAAAUAACAAUAUCAACAGAGAAAGGGGGGAAAUUAUGUUCAUGAAUGCUGCUUUAGGCAACAAAAUCCUCAAAUUCAUCUGGACCUGUGUGCACAGUAUCCCUUCCCACCCUGAAGAUGCAUUCCCACAGCCAGUGCUGCUGCUGUUCUUUGCUGGGAUUUAAGUCCCAGUUCAACCACUUACCAAGCUAGGGAUGACCCUGUGAAAUUACCCCAUUUAAGCCUAAAUUUCCUUACCUGUAAAAGCAAGUUAAUAAUACUGGCCUUGUAGGUGUUCCACAGAUUUAGUGUCUAAUAGCUAAUAGCUAUGAUUUUUCUAGUCAGAGGUCCAUUGUUGGGAACAGAGAAAAAGAACAGAGCAGAAGAAUUUUGGUCAAGUUAUUUUGUUUGUCUGGAACCCAAGAAAUGCCUCUUGGCUUUAUUGGACUUGACUUAUAACUCCUAGGAUAAGAGAUUCAAACCAGAAAUAAUUUUGUCCCCUGAAGUGGGCUGAAUGGUGGCUCCCCAAAAAGAUAAGUCCUAACUCCUGGAACCCGUGAAUAUCACCUUAUUUGGAAAAAGGGUCUUUGCAGAUGUAAUUAAUAAGUUAAGGAUCUCAAGAUGAGGUCAACCUGGAUUGACCUAAAUCUGCUGACCAGUGUCUUUAAAAGAGAAAGGCAGAGGGAGAGAAGGCCACGUGAAGAUGAGGCAGAGAUUGGAGAGGUGCUGCCACAAGCCAAGAAACACCAGGAGCCACCAGAAACUGGAAGCGGCAAGUGAGACUUCUCCCCCAGAGCUUUUGGAGGGAGCGCAGCCCUGCUGACACCUUGACUUUGGAUUUCUGACCUCUGGAACUGUAAGAAAAUACAUUUCUAUUGUUUUAAGCCACCAGUUUGUGGUAAUUUGUUACAGCAGUCCUGGGAAACUAAUCUACUUCUCUCUUCUCCCCCAAGUCAACUCUGCGCUGUUCUCUUGACAGAGAGCUGAUGGGAAAUGCAGCACAUAAAGGCAUGCCUUUGACAUGACCUAAAUCUUGAUGACUGAGAAAGUCCAUGGAAAUCAAUAUAAAUAAUUUUGCAGGCUUCCAAAAGCUGAGAGCAAAUUUUAAUGGCAAUGGAUAAUAAAUGUGUACUUGUUGAGUAA
Molecule: messenger RNA, 3949 nt
Organism: Balaenoptera ricei (Rice's whale)
Lineage: Eukaryota; Metazoa; Chordata; Mammalia; Artiodactyla; Balaenopteridae
Gene: POLG2
Product: DNA polymerase gamma 2, accessory subunit
Exons: 10
Coding region: 79-1764 (561 amino acids)
Biological process (GO): mitochondrial DNA replication
Cellular component (GO): cytoplasm; mitochondrion
Source: RefSeq, a predicted model, not a curated record